CGUACCGUACUCAUCUGUAAAUUAAUUUGCCUAGUUUGAGAUACCAUGUUGCGUUAGUAAAUGCUCAAACAAUGUUUGUCUGUUUUCAUGCCAUUUCUAACGUUCGAGAGUGAUAAAAAAAAGAAAAGGAACAAAAGGAGACAUACAUGCAGAUCUAUGAUAAACAUAAGACUGGCUACAAUCUAAUCUACAACAACUUAAUUGGAAAUAGAAUAGUGAAGACCAAUACUGAAGAUGGGAGAGCGAGGCAAGCUAGUAACAAGAUGGCAAACAUCAUUACGCAAGGGAACAGAUUUUGAUUCCUGGGGUCAGGUGGUGGAAGCAGUUGAAGAAUACCAAAUGUUGGAGAGGCAGCUCAACAAGGAGAUGAAUGCAAAACCUUCUGUGUUCUCUGAAAGUCAAAAGAAAACUCUGCAACAAAUUAUGGCCUGUCUGAGUCUCAGAGCUGAAACUUUACAGUCACCAAAUGCAACAGAUGAACUUUCGCUUGAAGAGUUGAAAAGAGUGGAUAGAGCCUUGCAAGAUUUGCUGUCAAGCUCACCUUCUGAGUUUCCAGUAGACUUGCCAGCAGGAGCACUACGGACAAGAAAAAAGUCACCAAGAAAGAACUUUGAGAUUGACAUCGAGGGGGAGGAAGAUGAAGAGGAGGAGGAGGAAGAAGAAGAUGCUACGCCACAACUUCAGUCCAAAUCUCAAAACAUCAAACCUACUGGCACUCUUUUACCAAGGAUAGCCCAUGAGCCUGGAACGACGGGAUUGUCAAUUCAUAUCGAGAAGAUUGGUCUAAAAGAUUCUACUUCGUACCUUGAUCCCUUCAUCACAGUAUCUGUUAAAGAUUUGGCUGGUGUUGAUGUCAUGAAAUCACAAGAUACACCUGUUGCCACAAAGAGAGAGGAUCAGUAUGUCAUCUACAAGGCAAACGUGGAGUUACAAAAACCCCUGGAAAAAUUACCCAAAGGUACAGCAGUAUUCUUUGAGUUCAAGCAUUACAAAGCAAAGAAGAGAACAAUUAGCUGUAAAUGUUUUGCAUUCAUGGAGAUGGAUGAGAUCAAGAAUGGACCACUUGUCAUAGAAUUAUAUAGGAAGCCAACGGACUUCAAGAGGAAGAAGCUGAGUCUGUUAACAUCCAAACCACUUUAUCUUCAUCUCAAUUUGAAUUUGUAUGAGAACUGAGAAACAACUCAAGCUUGUGUGUGCUGAUACAGAAUGCCUUAUGUUCGAAAUAUGAAAGCCCCUUUGAUUAGACAACUACAUGCAUUUGAGACUACUGAUUGAAUUGGGAGCUUAAAAGUGCACUGGCUUGACGAGAUAAGUUAGGACAAGAAGACGGGGAGAGUGGGUUGAGAGAACAAUGAAACAGUAAACCAGUUUUCAUCAAGUAGACAUGGUCAGGACAAGAAGUUCCCUGGUGAGCUCAAACUGACUUGGUUAAGAAAGGCAAGAUCAAGGAUCUCAUCAUAUCGAUUUGAUGGCAACACAAAGACAAGAGGACACAAUGUUUUUCAACUCGUUAUCCUAACAGAUCACUUGAUGAGAUCCAGUUUCUUGUUUUCUCUUUAUGAAUUACAUCUACACAUGUACAUCUCAGUUUGCUUAGAAGUAAAUAGAUUCAGAAGAAAUAAUCUUUUUUUGGCCUAAUAAUUUGUAGGUUGCUCGUAGAUCAUUUUCUGUUUAAUGUAAUAGACCGGUUUGGUAAGAUUUUCAAAUUCUGCCCAUAUUACUCUCACACUACGAUAAUUCAUGCCAACAUUCAGUAGUUUGCCCAAGACUUGCCAGACAUAUCAACAAGUAAUACAUGCAAACUGGAUGCUAAGCAGUGAGAUUCACCUUUUUUUUAGCGCUUGAUGCUCAUAGAAGUAUGAAUAAAUUUGAAUAUGUUUCAGAACUGGUCUAUUUAUCCAACAUCUCUAGGCCUACAGUUAAUUUGCCACUUGACUUAUUUACUAACUUGUUCAAAUGUAGCUCAUAAUUAUUACUCAGAAAUUGCUCUUGACAAGAUCAUGUUUGACAGUGGCUUGUUAGGCUUUGCAGCAAUUAAUGUAUGCGUAGUUAAUGCUAAGUACCUAAAUUUUCACCACAUUUCUCUUUAUUUUUAGAAAACUAACAUGGAUAUCGAGGUAAUUUCUCCCUUUUGCUUUAAAGAAAAAAAUGUAUUGCCUACCACGUCCAUCAUGUAUUUUGUGGUUUAUUUCUGUGCAUCGGCAAUUGAUCGCAAAAUCAACAAGACAGUGAUAUAUUUCCAAAAUUAAAAUGUUACAACUAAACCUUGUUACUAUUACGUAUUCAAGACUGCAUGAACUUGUAUGUAAUGGGGUUAGCCUGCGAUUUAUGUAAGGCCCAUAAAAUCAGAAAACCAAAAGAAGUUUAGAAAUUUGAGUUUGACUAAUGCGAUCUUCUUUUAUGGAAAAUCAAUAUACACUUGAGUCCAUCAGAGACAGAAUGCGGAAGCAUGUUGUCAUGAAAAGUUUCAGUGAUUGAUCUGUGUUUAAAGAACAUGGAAUAAUCAAAGUUCCAGUCUAAAUUGUAUUCCUUAAAAGUAUUCAUUUUAUUGCACGGUGGCAUACUAUAUUAUUCUAUAUAUUUAUUCCUGAUGCAAGAAAAAUCAAGUUUAACAUACUACAAAAGUUUGUUAGUUUUGACAAUGCUUUGUAUUCAAUUGAAAAACAAAAACAUUCAACCUCUUGGGCCAAGCAAAUGUUAUAUAGUUGUUGACUGGUUAGUUUUGAUGGUCAUUCUAUCCCACAUUAGCCACAGUUCCAGCUUUUAGGUUUUGAUUGUCGGGUAUUAAGGCUUUGAAAAAUAAUACUGGAUGACUGAGCCCAAGCAAUAGAAUCCAUAUACACAUAUAUUUAAAUAUUUUUACCUGUAACUCAAGA
This is a messenger RNA of Lytechinus variegatus (green sea urchin), 2876 nucleotides long. RefSeq names its product axin interactor, dorsalization-associated protein-like (gene aida). Lineage: Eukaryota; Metazoa; Echinodermata; Echinoidea; Temnopleuroida; Toxopneustidae. Gene Ontology annotation, molecular function: phosphatidylinositol binding. Gene Ontology annotation, cellular component: membrane. Gene Ontology annotation, biological process: determination of ventral identity. The record is from RefSeq and is a predicted model, not a curated record. Bases 235 to 1173 code for a protein of 312 amino acids. The transcript is spliced from 11 exons.